Molecule: messenger RNA, 2941 nt
Organism: Sabethes cyaneus
Lineage: Eukaryota; Metazoa; Arthropoda; Insecta; Diptera; Culicidae
Product: cytoplasmic aconitate hydratase-like
Exons: 4
Coding region: 139-2844 (901 amino acids)
Biological process (GO): tricarboxylic acid cycle; citrate metabolic process
Cellular component (GO): mitochondrion; cytosol
Molecular function (GO): 4 iron, 4 sulfur cluster binding; aconitate hydratase activity
Source: RefSeq, a predicted model, not a curated record
GUGGCUCGGUGUGGAUUGGAUGUGUUUGCUCGCGGUCGUUUGCGGUUGCAGUUUCUAGUGUGCGCAAGAAAAGGCUGUACCCCGAUAGUUGUGGUUACGUGGUUACGAGGUUACGAAAGCAAUUGUGAGAAAGACAGCAUGGCUGGUCCCAACCCAUUUCAAAGCUUGCAGAAAGAGCUAAAUGUCGAUGGCCAAACAUUCCACUAUUUCGAUAUUGCCUCGUUCGAGGAAUUUAAGGAACUGCCGUACAGCAUCCGCGUCCUGUUGGAAUCGGCCGUUCGCAACUGCGACAAUUUCCAGGUGUUGGAAAAGGACGUACGCGGUAUCCUGAGCUGGAAGGCAACCAAGAGCGUCAAGACGGACGCCGAGCUGGAGAUCCCGUUCAAGCCGGCGCGGGUGAUUCUGCAGGAUUUCACCGGCGUGCCGGCGGUGGUGGACUUUGCGGCGAUGCGUGAUGCCGUUCUGAAGCUUGGCGGCGACCCGGAUAAGAUCAACCCCAUCUGUCCGUCCGAUCUGGUGAUUGACCAUUCCGUGCAGGUGGAUUUCGCUCGGACGCCCGAUGCGCUGAACAAGAAUCAGGAUCUGGAGUUUGAGCGAAACAAGGAACGGUUUACGUUUUUGAAGUGGGGAGCCAAAGCGUUUAACAAUAUGUUGAUAAUUCCACCCGGUUCGGGCAUUGUUCAUCAGGUAAACUUGGAGUAUUUGGCUCGUGUGGUGUUUCAGGAUGACAGUAAAUCCAAGGAUGGCGUGAAGAUGCUGUAUCCGGAUAGCGUUGUCGGCACCGAUUCUCACACUACUAUGAUCAACGGGUUGGGAGUUGUUGGUUGGGGUGUUGGAGGCAUUGAAGCGGAAGCUGUCAUGUUGGGACAGGCCAUAUCUAUGUUGCUUCCGGAGGUCAUUGGGUACAAGUUGACGGGUAAACUGAAUCCGCUGGCAACAUCUACGGAUUUGGUCCUGACUAUCACGAAGCACCUGCGACAGAUCGGCGUUGUUGGCAAGUUUGUUGAAUUCUUCGGACCUGGUGUCAGCGAGUUGUCCAUUGCCGAUCGUGCCACGAUCAGUAACAUGUGUCCGGAGUAUGGAGCAACCGUCGGUUACUUCCCAAUCGAUCAAAACGCACUGGAUUAUCUGCGUCAAACGAACCGUGCAGAAGAUAAAGUUCAGGUUAUUGAGGCUUAUCUGAAGGCAACCAAUCAGUUGCGUAAUUUUAGUGACGCAUCGCAGGAUCCGAUCUACACCCAGACCGUGCAGUUGGAUUUGGCUACCGUAGUCACGUCGGUUUCGGGACCUAAACGUCCCCAUGAUCGGGUGUCUGUUAGCGAGAUGCAGAAGGACUUCCGUGACUGCUUGACAGCCAAAGUUGGCUUCAAGGGUUUUGCCAUUCCGGAAGAUGAAUUGAAAGCAGAGGGGCAUUUUAGUUGGGCUGAUGGAAAGAGUUACGCUCUUCGUCACGGUUCCGUCGUGAUAGCUGCAAUUACAUCCUGCACAAACACCAGCAACCCUUCGGUAAUGCUUGGAGCCGGAUUGCUGGCAAAAAAAGCGGUUGCAGCUGGUUUGAAGGUUGCUCCGUACAUUAAGACGUCGCUAUCACCGGGAAGCGGAGUUGUUACGUACUAUUUGAAGGAAUCGGGUGUUGUUCCGGCACUUGAGGAAUUGGGUUUCCACGUCGUCGGGUACGGUUGUAUGACUUGCAUCGGUAACUCCGGUCCAUUGGACGACAACAUCGCUAACACCAUCGAGAAGAACAACCUGGUCUGUUGUGGAGUACUUUCUGGCAAUCGAAACUUCGAAGGUCGCAUUCAUCCAAAUACCCGUGCCAACUAUCUGGCCAGUCCCCUGCUGGUCAUUGCGUACGCCUUAGCCGGAACGGUGGAUAUCGAUUUUGAGAAAGAGCCAAUAGGAACUAAAGCCGAUGGCAGUAAAGUGUUUUUGCGGGAUAUUUGGCCAACACGUCUGGAAAUUCAAGCCGUCGAAAAACAGUUCGUCAUUCCAGCGAUGUUCCGCGAUGUGUACUCGAAGGUUGAGCUUGGAUCGGACUCCUGGCAGGGUUUGAAUGCUCCAACUGGAAAACUUUAUCCGUGGGACGAAGCAUCUACUUACAUCAAACAUCCACCAUUCUUCGAGAGUAUGACGCGUGACCUGCCUAAGAUGUGCAACAUCGUUAACGCCCGUGCCUUGCUCAACCUAGGAGAUUCCGUUACUACCGAUCACAUUUCACCGGCCGGUUCGAUUGCUCGUAACAGUCCUGCUGCACGCUAUCUCGCCUCCCGUGGACUGACCCCACGCGAGUUCAAUUCGUACGGAUCGCGGCGAGGAAACGAUGCCGUUAUGGCACGAGGCACCUUUGCCAAUAUUCGUCUGGUGAACAAACUGGUCAGCGGUCCGGGACCGCGUACGCUUCACAUUCCAAGCGGUGAAGAGAUGGACGUCUUCGAUUGUGCCGAACGUUACACCCAGGAAGGUACUCCGUUGAUUGCCAUCGUCGGUAAAGACUACGGCAGCGGAUCGAGCCGGGAUUGGGCUGCGAAGGGACCGUACUUGCUGGGUAUUAAGGCCGUUAUUGCCGAAUCGUACGAGCGUAUUCACCGGUCCAAUCUGGUCGGUAUGGGUAUCAUUCCACUGCAGUAUCUCGAGGGGCAAAAUGCGGACACGAUCGGUCUGACCGGACAGGAGCAGUUUAACAUUGCGCUGCCGGAUAAUGUGAAACCGCACGAUAAAAUUACCGUCGAAACGGACGGUGGACUCAAGUUCCAGGUGGUGGUACGCUUCGAUACAGAGGUAGAUCUGGAGUAUUUCCGCAACGGUGGCAUUCUCAAUUAUAUGAUUAGGAAGAUGAUUUCCUAAGGCGGUUUGGUGGUGAUGGUUGAAGCACAAAGUGCUGCAUUAUACUUUUGAAUGUACUCUUUUUAUCGAACAAAUUGGUUUGCAUGCAAUGAAUAAA